UCGCAAUCAUGGCGGGCAUUGAAAAUUUUAGACCACCUGAUUUAAACAAUAUUUUGGAAGAACAUGAAUUAAAUCAGUUGUCUGGUGGUGUGAAAGAGAAAAUUCAACGUGCUUUUACAUCUAGAACGUCACAGUAUGAGGAACUGAAGGUCAAAUACGAACGUCUUUCCGUUACCUCAGAACAAAGACAGUUAGAAGUUGAGAGUCAGCUGGCAGAGAUCCAGGGAAACCUAGAAAAGCUAGCUGCAGAAAAUGCCCAGUUAAAGACAGAGUUGGCCGACACAGUUGAAAAGUUAACAACAGCAACAGAAAAAUUGAAGUCAACUCAGGAAGAAGAAAACUCUUCGCUCUCUACACAGCUCCGUUUGACAAAAGCAAAUGAAACCCUUGAAUCAGAAAAAAGGGAUCUGACAGUUUUACUGGAAAAGAGGAGUAAAGAGAUAGAGAGACUAAAUGAGGAGUGGAGUAGUUUGUCUGAUAAGUUAGCUCAGGCCAACAGAGAGAAGACGGAAGCUCAGGCCCAGACUGCUGAAUUCCAGAGUCAGGUUGUCACAUCACAGUUUACACAGAAGAGACUGGAGGAAGAGAAGGAAGCUCUACAGAGACAGAUUGAUUUGUUAAACAAGGACUUGUCAGAGAAAACCCAGCAGUUAUUUAAUGUCAGGAAGGAACAGUCUGCAAGGAAUUUGGACCUACAAAGUCGCUUAGAAGAACAGACAGAUGAAAAUCAACAUCUGCAGAACACGCUAGAAACACUGAGAAAGACCAAUGCAGAACAAGUCAAGAAGAUUGAACAAUACAUAGAAAAACUACAAGAUGCCCAUAACAAUCAGGUUCAGGCAGAUGAACAAUUCAGACAGGAACUGGAGGCCAAUCAGAAAUUGUCUGAUCUCUACAAGGGUCAGGCCACGGACCUGGAGGAGAAGUGUAAGGAGUUGAUGGGGGCUGUGGACGAGCUGAGAAAGUUACUGAAGGACGCCUCGAUCUCCUACACUGAGCUACAGAGGCAGCACCAGACAGACGUAGAACAACUCAAUGUGGAACUCACAGAUAGAGAAAAUCAAAUACAGAAUUUGAGAAAGGAGUUGGAGAAUGCUAAUGAACUUAUUGAGGAAAUAAAAAAGAAAGCUGCCACCAGUGAACAUGUGGAGACCCUCUUCCCUAACGCAGCAGCUACGAGUAAAUUGGUAAACUCAGGAAUGUCCCUAACACAGAUCUAUAAUGAGUACAUGCAGGCCUCUGAAAAUCUCUACUUGGAGAAGGAGGAAACCAAACGACUUAACAGCUACAUUGACACAAUUCUCCAGGAGAUAGAGGAGAAGGCUCCUAUGAUCCGUAAACAGCGGGAGGACUAUGAGCAGACUCUGGAGACAGUAGAGCAGAUGAACAAACAACUUGACGCCGCUUUACUGGAGAGUCAGAACAUGAGGAUCGAGGCAGACGAGGCCAACAGGAAAUACAACUACAUGAAACGGGAAAAUCAGAAAUUACAACAGCAGACUGAGGACCUGUCAAAACAGGUGCAGUUUCUCGUGAAGGAGAUAGAGGAAGUGAAGGGUAGGAGAAUCCUACAGGAGGAUGACAUUUCUUGUGUUGACAUCUCCAGUACCACCUCAUCAGAAGUCAUCUCAGGUCAUCUGGUUACAUUCAGAAACAUUGAAGACUUACAGCGACAGAACCAGAGAUUAUUGGGGGUGGUCCGAGAUCUCAGUGAGAAGAGAGAUGAGGAGGAGAGUCUCGCCGCAGAGGAAAAAACUAAGGAUCUGAAGGAUCAGCUGGAGAGAGCCCUCAGUGAGAUGCAGGAACUCAAGUCAGCCAGGGACAGACAAGCUACCAUGGUGGAGUCCAUAGUGAGACAGAGAGACUACUACCGGGUUCUGUUACAACAAAAAGAAGAUGGUCAGGUGCUGGAAACGACAUCAACAGCAGCUGUUACCCCCUUAAAGAGCCCCAUGUUGAGAAGUCCCCUGAAGAGCCCCGCCCACGUCCCUGACAAGGCCCUGGAGGAGGUCAAGUCUGCCUUCAAACAAUGUCAGGAGGAGUUUGAUCGACACAAAACGGAAAUGAAGGAACAAGUCAGAAUGCUGAAUGAAGAGUUGAGAGAAAAAGAAUCCAAAAUUUCAGAAAUGUUGAGGCAAAACAUGAAGUUAUCAUCACAGCUGGAGUAUGGAGCAGAGAGAAAUAAAAUUCUACAAGGGAAUGCUGAAGGUUACAAGAAAGAGCUGGCCUCUCUUGGUGAAAAGGAGAAAAAGUUAUUUUCCUCUGUGGCUAAACAUGAACAGACUAUCAACACACUUAGACAGGACUUGCUGUCGACUCAAGAGAAGCUGUCUAGAGCCGAGGCCCAGUGUCAUCAUCUGAGGACCGAGAAGGAACUGUUAAGGAGCGCGGAGCAAAGACUUCUACUGGACAUCGACAACUUACGGAGAGAGAAGACCUCACAGAGCAUGCUUAUGGCUAACUUACAGUCUAUACAAAAUACUUUAGAACACUCAGAGAGAGAAGUGAAGACUAGAUAUACGAAUCAGAUAGAGAAGUUAGAGAUGGAACUGAACUCAGCCAGGAGGAAUCUGAAGGCGACGCAGGACGAACACCGGGCCGUGGUGGAGCUCUGGGAGAAUCAAACAAAACAACUUCGUCAGCAAUUAGAAGGGGAGAUAAAAAAUCACGAAAAUGUCAGAAAAAUUCUACAGGACACUCGCAGACAGCUGGAAGAAGCCAAAGCACAGUUAAAAACUACUGAAGCUAAUCUUGCUGAGGCCCAGAGAAGAUCAGAAAGUAACACGGUCAGAACAGAUGGACUGAGGACUACUCCGGCAACCACCCCUGUAAGAACCCCCACUGCAAACACGGACGAAGUGAAGACACUGAAGUAUCAAGUAUCAGAGGCCAAGAGGGAGGUUCAAAAUCUGAAGGAACAAAUAGAGAGGGGUAAACAGCAUGUGACUGAGUACAAAAGUAUUGCUGACAACUUACAAAAGGCCCUCACAGAGCAAACAGAGUGUACCAAUCAGAUGGAGGAACAGCUGAGGAGGGAGAAGGAAGAGAAGCAGGCUGGACUAGAGAGACUAAAGGUCAUGGAGAGAGAAUCUCAAAAGCAGACAGAGGAAAUGAUGAAGGGGCUAGACGAGCAGCAUAAACUGAAUAGUGAUCUGAAGAAGCAGUUGACCAAACUCCAGAUGGAACUAGAGGAGGCAGUGUCCACCCGAGACUCGGCCCAGGCCCGGGAGUCAGCCAGUCGGGAGGAGUGUAAUCAGCAGGUCCAGAUGGCCAGUGAGGCCAAGGACAAAUACCAAAGAGAGCUGAUGCUUCAUGCUGCAGAUGUGGAGGCACUGGCCGCUGUCAAGAAGCAGCUUGAAGAUUUCAAUUCUAAGUUGGCAACUGAACAAGAAAUCAGAAUAAAAGCAGAAAAAGACUUGGAAGAAGGAAAGACCUCGUGGUUGGAGCAGGAGAGGAUCCUGAAGGAGGAGUGUGAGAGGCUGGAGAAGAGGAGUGAAGAACUCUCCAGCCAGAACGACAUCCUACACCAACAGAUGGAGAAGAUGAGCAGUGACGUAUUGUCCAUACAGAAAGCGGUCACUCGGUCCGGAUCACCUCAGAAACUGGCCGACCUAUCGUUUGAUGAGGACACAGCUCGGUCCACGGAACAACUGCAGGAAGUCAUCAGAUUCUUACGGAAAGAGAAAGAGAUUGCCCAAUCCAAGUUAGAGAUAGUUAAGACUGAGUGUAAUAACGUCAAGUAUAGGUACGAGACACAAAAGAAGGAACUGGAGGACGUGAGAAAGGCACUCACAGAGCAACAGAUAAAAGCACAGGCCAAUGUCCAGACGGCCUCCCAGCAUGCUGAUCUGAUGAGGAAAGUGGAGAACUUGAACAUUCUGACAGACAGUAACAAACUUCUGAGGGAGGAUAAAAACCGCCUGGAGCAGCUCGUGCAGGAGCUCGAGGCUAAGGUAAAGCUUCUACAUGUAAACCCCCUACAAGCCUCCAUCCGGGACCUGACAGCUGAAAAGGAGGCUCUGAUGAUCGAGAAUACUCUGAAGAGCGAGGUGGACCGCUGGAAGAGUCGGGCUAAUCACCUGAUAGAGCAGGCCAACAGGACAGAUCCAGAUGAGCACAGGAAGAUUCUCCUAGAAAGAGAUGCUUUGAAAUUAAGAGUGAAACAACUUAUAGAUGAAUCUAGCAGAUGCAGGAAAUCACUACAAGACAUAACAAACAAAACAGGAACUUACAGGAUUGCCAAUCUAAAGGGUAUCUGCUGGGUCAUAAAGGCCAAUCUACAAAAAGAACUCAGUCAAUCACAAACUAUUGCCAGCUCAAAAGAAAAGGAGAUUUUCCAGAGUAGAAAUAUUUUGGCUGAAAAAGAAAAUGAAAUUACCCAGACUAGAAACAAAGUAUCUGAACUUGAAGGGGAGAUUCAAGGAUUCAAAGCCCAAAUUGAAGAGAAGGUGAAAGACAUUGAGGAAAAAACUAAAACCAUCAACCAGCUGAGGAAAAUCGGGCGGAAAUACAAGGAGCAGGCAGAAUCCCUAACCAAAGAGAUAGAGGAACUUAAAGCUAAGACAGCAGCGGAACAGGCAAGCCAGCCCGCCAAGGAGGAAACCACUCCAGGUCAGGUAGAGGCCGACCAGCAGGUGGCGUCCCUCAGGGAUCAGCUAACUCAGGCUGAACAGGAAAGGGAGGAGCUUAAACAGAAACUGGAGGUACAGAGCGGGGAGUACGGGGGAACAAGGAUGCAGCUCAGCCAGGCGCAACAGGAGAUUGGACAAUUAAAAGCAGAGAUAGAACAAUUAAAGAAGAAGACUGAAGAAUAUGAACAGAAACAAAAUCAGUCUAAGAAUGUUCUUCAAGCCGUGAAAAAGAAGCUAAAUUCUCAGAACGAGGAAAUCGGGAAACUGAUGGCAGAGAAUACGGAACUGAAACAGAGGGUCUCCGCAGAACCACCAAGUGGGGCUACAGAGGAGGCGGAGUCAAGAAUGGCUGCCAUGAAAUCGACGUAUGAAAACAGAAUCAGCACGUUAACAAAGGAAGUGGCUGACAAUUCCCAGCAGGUUAGAACAUCAGCCGCUGAGAUAGCGGACAAAAAUAAACAGCUGGAACAGUUAAUGGCCGAGAAGGCAGAGCUCCAAGAUAAGAUUGCAGCCAUGCAGAAACAGAUUGAUGCCCAGCCUAAGCCAGUGGCCCCACAACCCCAGGCGACUCGUCAGGCAGCCACAGCAACAGUGGAAAGGGCAAGGCCUGUAGACAGGUCAAGUGUAUCUGUGGCAGAGUCCCCCAAAACAGCUAACAUCAAACCCAUGUCCACGUCCCCAGCGGCAGUACGGCCUCAAGCCCCUACCUCCCAGUCUCAGACGGCAGGGUCAAGGGUCAUAGCUAACAUUCGCCCAAUGGCUAUUGCCCCUACCAGUAUAUCACCUUUAGCUGUCAGUGUGCCUACACCUACAGCGACAGUAAUGCCCACCACAGUGUCUCAGCACGAAGUCUCUGAUAAUGAGGUGACCCAGGCUCAGUUGUCCCCAGUGAUGACCUCACGCCCGACUCAGCAGGUCCAGAGGGUCACACCUCAGGUAGAGGCCUCGGCAGAUUCAUCAACAUCCUCUGGUGGAGUAAUCAUUCAAGAAGUUCCAAGCAUUCAAGAACAAACAGUGACACAGUCGGAGGUAGAAGUUUCCUCGGCAGCAUCAACAGCUGCCAGUGAUAAUAGUGAGAACCAAUCAACAUCAGCGCCUAGGGAAGCAGCGCCAUCUACUUCCUCUUCCACUGUGACAAGGGAGGUCACUCCUACAACAACUAUGGCACCAGGAGCCAGGGAUACCACCAGUGUGGCUUCUGUCAGGGAGGGGCAGUCUCUAGGGAAAAGAUCAAGAGAAGAGGCUGAAGGUCAAGGAGAUGAAACAGAACCAAAGAGAACCAAGGUGUCAACAGCUCAGGGCUCACCGAUUCCAGCCAUAACAGUCACAGAUGAACAUGCCAAUACACAGACAGUUACAGAGGAAGAACCAGUUCUGGAACUAGGACAAGAAGUCACUGAAUUUCAAACCCCACAACUCUCGACCCAGGAAUCUGAGAUAUCCCUGGGACCGGCCGAGUCUACAGACGACUUGGUGGAAGAUUUGUCGUCAGAACCUGCCAUGCUCUCAGACUCACAAGGACAGCAGAAUGUUGAGGAAAUUCAGGAAGAAGAAGCCCCUGAGGAGGAGGAUGAAGGAGAUGAAGCCAUCAUUAUUCUGGAGAGUGAUGAUGAGGAAGAUGAGAAUGAAGGCAUUGAAGAUGAUGAGGAAGAUGAAGAUAUAGAAGAGGGGGAGGAAGAAGAAGAUAUUGAAGAAGUUGAGGAGGAUUAUGGUGAGGAUGAGGAGAUGGAGGGGGAGUACACGGCGUCCCAGCUGGAGGAGAUCCAGGCCCAGACAGAGGAGGAAGAUGAGGAUGUCAUCCAGCUGGAUGAUGAUUCCAAUGAGAGACCUAUGGAGGCCCAGGAGGAAGAAGUCCCCCAGACGACUCAGUCUGCCCCCACUACCACCCCGACCGUCCUGUUUGGGCAGAGAGCCCCCUUCACCAUGGAGAGACAAACAUCCAUGAACAGACAACUGGCUCCUUUUAUUCUGGGGGGUCAGACUGGCACAUUUGAGGAAGGAGAGGAUGGAAUUGUCCCCAGUACCCCUACACUGUUUGUCCCAAACAGAGGAGAUGGCUAUGCAGAAGUAGUCAGCUCCCCCAGAAUUUCUAAUCAAAGGUUUACAUUUGGAGCACUCAGUGAGUCUUCUUUAGCUCAACCAGAACUGGGAGAGCUGGCUUCCCAAGGAGCUCUGGGAGGUAUGGAGAGUACCAGUAUGGACCUAUCUGAGUUAGAUGAGGGGACAGGACGCAGCGUACCCAGCACCCCCCUUAGGACAACAGCACCGGUCCCAGUCAUCAGUGAAGCAGCGAUUGCGUCCGCCCUCAACCCCCAGGCCACCGCCACAAGCUCAGCAGGGGAGACAACCCAGCCCGAGACUGAAGAAACUCAGGAGGAAGUCGAUGUAGAGGAGGGGUCAGGAGAGCAAACAGAACCUGAAUUAUCAUCAGAAGUGACAGAGACAACGGAAGGAGAGGUCACGACAUCAGCUGGUGAACCAGCUGGGGACACUACAGAACAAGAAAAAGAAGGUGCUGGUGCACUAAAAGAAGAGGAACCCAGCACUUCACAGGAAAAGACAGAAGUGAUAGAAAAGCCAAAGAUCCAGCCCAUCGUGUGGGAGGGAUCUCCCUCAUCCUCCGGCCAGCAGACAAGGGGUCGCCCCAUCAGUACCAGAGGGACCCCACAGAGGGGCCAGCUACAGAGUCGGGGCAAUCGUGGGGGCAUGUUCCAGAGGGGGCGAGGUGCAAUACAGAGAGCAAGGGGGACUGGCAGGGGUGCCCGGGGAGGGGUGUACAGGUCACCUAACAUGUUCUGAUCAGGAGGCCCAGCACGGGGAAAUCUGAUGAUUGGAGACAAUAAGACUGAGAGACAGGCUGUUACUGUAAUCAUGUUAAGAUACAUGUAAUCAUAUGUGUUCUUUGUUUUGGAAGAAGUUAAUUUCAUUUACCAACAUCAAGCAAAAUCUGAUCGAGGAAAAUGUGUUAAAGUUUCCAGAGACACACUGGUCACAGAUUGUGAUUUUCAAGCAUUAAUCAUGUCGUUUGUUAAUCUGUUGUUUGUGUGACUGCACUAUAAAAGAUUGCCUGAGCUGACUUGAUACAUGUAGAUCAAGAAAAAUCAUUGUCAAAGACUGUAUCAGGUUCAUAGACAUGUAUGAGUGGAAAUUAUUAUAAAAGUGCUACAUUAAAUAAAUCAUUAUUAUCCACAUGAAAAUAUUUUUGUGUUUAGUGAUGUUUGCAGUCUUAAGACAGAGAGUAUAUUGUGAAAAAUAAAAUAAAUGUCAAACUUC
Molecule: messenger RNA, 7904 nt
Organism: Saccostrea cuccullata (small rock oyster)
Lineage: Eukaryota; Metazoa; Mollusca; Bivalvia; Ostreida; Ostreidae
Product: nucleoprotein TPR-like
Exons: 63
Coding region: 9-7430 (2473 amino acids)
Biological process (GO): regulation of mitotic spindle assembly; protein import into nucleus; mRNA export from nucleus
Cellular component (GO): nuclear pore
Molecular function (GO): structural constituent of nuclear pore
Source: RefSeq, a predicted model, not a curated record